This is a messenger RNA of Argentina anserina (silverweed cinquefoil), 1460 nucleotides long. RefSeq names its product AT-rich interactive domain-containing protein 2-like. The transcript is spliced from 2 exons. The record is from RefSeq and is a predicted model, not a curated record. The coding region runs from base 83 to 1138 and encodes 351 amino acids. Lineage: Eukaryota; Viridiplantae; Streptophyta; Magnoliopsida; Rosales; Rosaceae.
CUGCAUGAAUCUUUACUAUAUUUUCCUGCUGUGAGUACACACUGAAAGGGUGGAAAUUGAUACAGGGUUUUACAAGGAUAACAUGGCUGAUAAGUCAUCAUCGACAAGUCAUAGUAGUCAUGGCAGUCAAGGGAGUGAUGCGAAAAAUGCUUUGUCCAUGAGGGAUCAGAUGAGAGAAACAAAAUUGCCUUCCAGUUUCUAUUCUGAUUCAGACAUACUGUUGUGGUUAAAAGGCCUUGCAAUUGACCCUGGAUGUGGUAAAGUAUACCCAGGUUCAGCUCCAGAACAAUGGAAUCAGAGUCUUGAACUGCGGAAACUUCUGCUUGCUGGUAAUCCCCUCUCUCCUCGGAGUAAGCGAGAACUUGAUCAAUUCCUAAGAGACUUGGUUGUGAAGGAAUCUGAUGAUCAUGUAAAGAGGAUAUGUGAAGAGUAUGAUACAGAGCUUGAAAAGGCAUUGAGGUCAUUGAUUGUUGAUGAUGAUCUGCUAACAACACUUCCUUCAGCUCACCUUACAGCUUCAUUGAGAUCAGAGGAGAGAAAUCAUAAGGCUUGUGAUAUAUUGAGAAGGGUUUUUGCUGAUGGUAAGUAUCCUCCAAUGUCUGUUCCCAUUGGCCGUGAUUUUCAAGCUGAUGUGCCAGAAUGGUCAGGACCAGUCAAUAGGAAUAAGCUUUACAGUGAGGAUGGUGAUUCAAAAGUGUCAAGGUGGUCAGGUACGCGUAUGUGGCCCAUCAACGGGAGGAAAUGUGGAGCCGCCUCCAAAAAAGUAAUUGGGAAAGGAAGACCUGAUUCUUGUUCCUGUGUCUCUCCAGGAUCCAUUGAUUGUGUUGAACUCCAUAUUCAUGAGACACGACUUUGCUUGCAGUCCGAGAUUGGUCCUGCCUUCUGCAGUUGGAAGUUUGACGAAAUGGGAGAAUUUGCCUCUAAGUCAUGGACUUUGAUAGAACAGAGAACCUUUGAAUCUCUUGUGAGAAAAAAUCCACUAUCAAGCGUAGCAGGCUUUUGGAAGCUUGCCUUUAAGCGUUUUCCUGAUAAGCGCAAGAAGAGCAUCGUGAGCUAUUACUAUAACGUGUUCAUUCCUAGGCGUAUGAGGCUUGCGACUAGAGCUUCCCCUGAUAAAUUUGACAGUGAUGAUGACUAGAUAGAGGUAUAACAGAGGGGCUAUAUUGUAAAGUUAGUGUGCUAGACAUGUUCUGAAGACAUGAAACUAUGAUUUUGAGCAGCUUGAGGCUGACACUCAUGAAAGCCUAGCUCGAAUGCAUUUUAGGAGACUGAUCUUGCCAGAUCAUGGUAUUUUGGGUUUAAGAAACCUCACAGGAUAAUCCAUAUUAUUUCUCAUACAUGAUUACUUAUGUUUUAUAUCCUCUAGUCUGAGACUCUCGAGUAUAUAUUUUUUUUAAAGGCUUUUUAAGGCACUAAGGGUUUCAAUAGAAAUCUAUGUCAACAUGAAUUAGAUCUGGACU